CUCGGACCAGAAGCACCUGGGCUCCCGCCAGAACCGGGACACGCGGAUACACUCGAGCGCGCGCUAGAGGUCAUAAGACGCUGCGUAGAGAAGGACGAUACAUUGUUGCACUUUGUGUCUUUGAUGAGCUCGCUCUGACUUGGAUACUCCUUUUGCUGUUGUGUAUUUUUGUUUUUUUCACUUUGCGGCUGUGGCGAUGCCGUUAUUAACGGAACUCUAGUCAGCCUACGGUUGACAUUUCUCGGAUAGCGCGCGAGCCAUUUAAGGAGCUCUGCUUUCACUUCUGCGCGCGAUGCCAAGCAGCCGAGAUCACACGCGCGUCUGGGAUUAAACGCGGCGACGACUUUAAUCGUAACAAUAAUAACUUUUUUUUGUCACUGACGACGAGUGUGCGUGUGUGUGUGUGUGAGAGUGUGUGUGUGUGUGUGUGUGUGUGCCCCGUGGCGGGGGUGGAGGGUGACAGCCGGGUCGUGCCUUGCCUUGUCUAAAUGCGCGGCCGCUCGCGGGACUCGCAGCGCUCUCGAGACUGGACAGAGAGAUGAGCUCGUGGGUCGUGCUGCUCUUCGCGCUCGUGGCGUGUCUGCGACUCUGCGGCGCGCAGGACCCUCUCCCUGUGUCUCUGGUGAAUUUGGUGAUGGACUCUCCCAUCUCAUCCAUGAAGGACCUACAGGAGCUGUUGGACGUUCACUCCGUAGAAGAAGAAGAAGAAGAGGACGAGGAUCACGAUUCGCAUGGAACGCAUAAGCGCCUUCCCAGAAGUCUCGGUGAUGUGCAGAUGGCUCAGCCAGCCGUGUGUAAGGUGCGAACGGAGGUGAUGGAGAUUACGCGUUCCAUGUUGGACCGAAGCAAUGCUAACUUCCUGCUGUGGCCGCUUUGUGUUGAAGUGCAGCGGUGCUCAGGCUGCUGCAACACACGGACGCUGCACUGUGUACCUGUAACCACACAGACACGCCACCUACAGAUGACUAAAAUCCAGUUCGUCAACAGACAGCCCGUUUACGAGAAGGUCAUCUUACCUGUGGAGGACCACGUCACCUGUAGCUGUAAAUCACAAGAUGUCGGUCACACGACUUUAACAAAGACGACAACGUCCCCACCUCCUCCUCCUCCUCCCCGACUCGUCACGAAACCCCCCGUCUCCAAGAGCCAAUCAAAAGAGGAGCUGCAUCGCCACGAUGACCUAAAACACAACCAGAGGUUCCAGCUGGACGAUCGAGAGUCUCAGUGGCAGUCGAAAUACACGCUGUCACACACGCAGAGAGCGCCUGUACACACACCCGCGCACACACUUUCACUCACGCACGGCUCGAGUUCAGAAGACCUAUCGACGAGGCACGUGAGCUUCGGCACAACGCGUAUGCUGAGCGACACGGCGCAGCAAAACACGCCGACGCAAGAGCAUCACACACACCACUCGGAGACGGAGAAGGUUCACGAACAUCACACACGCCUCAGUGGUGACGAUAACAUAAAAUCCACAGAGAGUCCAGAACAUCCAAAGCAUCAUCAUCAUCAUCACCAAAAUGAUGACCACGAGUCAGCGACAAAACACGAGCUAAGCAAGUCACACUCCACUGAGCACCACCAGAGCCAAUCAGACAUCACGCUUCACCACAGUGGCCAAUUAGAAGCCCCUACUCACAGCUUUGGCCAGGUAGAGGUCAUCGGCCAGGCGAGCGGCCAAAGUGAGAUGUCCAGCCAAUCAUCAACGCCUAGUUUUCACCAAUCAGAAGACAAGGAGCAGCACCAAAGCCAAUCAGAGACAGGGCAGGAAAAAUCAGAGCAUCAUCACCAUCAUCACCACCACCAUCAUCAUCUUCCUCCAACACAAGCUGCCACAGAAAGAGCAGUGACCAGUGCUCCAGCUGGCACACCUCCCGCACCGCAUACGCCCCCUCCGGCUGUCGCUCAGCGGAAACGAAGGAGAAAGCAAAGGAGGAGAAUGAGCAAGUCCGCCAUGAGGGCCAUGAUCAUGGUCAUGUCCUAAACCAACCGGCACUAUGCCAUCAUGGACCAGAAGAAACCCGGACGUACGCCGGAUCCCGCACAGACACACACUGACACACUGGAAAUCUCGCUCACAAUAACUGGAAAUGGCUCUGACCUCCAAAGAAUAAACUCCGAAUAACUCCACGUCCCAGCAGCCCCGCACGGUCGAGAAGCUCGGACACUCGCUCAGCAGUAUGGGAUACCCUUAAUGUUUCAUUACACAUGAAAGAGACACUGCUGAUGCUCCUGCCAAAUAAUGAGGCUGCAUGGAAACCAAUUUGGGGAGAGUUAGCCAAAUAACGAGAUUGCAUCUAAUACAAAGAGGACAGCCUGCCAUAAAAUGAGACUGCAUUUCAAACUAAGAGGAGUCGUCUCAUAGUGCCAGAUAAUGAGACUAAGUAUCUAAUACAAAGAAGACGCAACCUGCCAAAUAAUGAUGGAAGUCAAGGCAGGGAUUAUUUGCCAAAUAAUGACAUCGUGUCUAAUACAAAGAGAGACAUUGCCUGCUAAAAAAUGACACUGCGUCUCAAACUAUAAGGAUGCAAAAUAUGAGAUGGCAUCAAUCUAAAGGCCUGCCAGAUAAUGAGAUUAUCCCGAAAAACAGCAUAACACAGGCUGCCAAAAGCGAGAAUUAAUUGCAAGAUAAAUAUGACUAUGACUUAACCUACGCUUGCAAAAUAGUGAGUGAUAAUGGUGUGUCGUGUCUCAUGAAUUACUUUAGGGUAAAAAAAAAAAAAAAAGUCUAAAGUGGACUCUAAACCUCCUGUUACCCCGGACUGCUACGGAUCUGUGGCUAAUCAAGAUAACUGGAUGCUACUGAGCGGACACGAGGACUUGAGCUGCAGUUUUACCGUGGUGUGUAAAAUAUAACACAAAUUAAUUUAAAAACCUAAUGCCAACCUCACGUAUGUCGCAUACUGCUUGCUUGUAAAGUUUUCUUGUUUCAAAUUGAAUGAGAUGUCACGCACUGGAAUUCUGUUUUACAUGAAGCAAAGUAGGAAAACAUGCUUAACUAAUGCCAGUCAUAGCACAACCGGAAUAUAUUGCAUGUUUUAGCUUGAGCGCAUUAGCCAAAACAAGGUUAAAUUAAAUAAAAUAAACUGGCUAGUGUGUAUUAUCAUCAACCUACAAGGAGGUGAUAUACAAUAAAGAAUGUCAAAAAACUAUGUGCUUAGUCACGCUAAAACUACUGAUGCUACUGAUACUAGCAGGAACUUGUGUAUUAAAACUACUGUUCGCUAAGUAAUGCGUAAGGCUGUAUUGUAAAUGUUACAAAUGUUUAUUUUUUUUUCUUAACUUAUUUAUGAAACUGGUGAAUGUUUUCAUUGGCUUCUGAUAGUAAUAAAAUGUUAUGAAUGAUAAUUAUUGUAAUAAUGUAAUAAUGCUAUUUUAAUAUAAAUAUAAAUAUGUGAGA
Molecule: messenger RNA, 3403 nt
Organism: Clarias gariepinus (North African catfish)
Lineage: Eukaryota; Metazoa; Chordata; Actinopteri; Siluriformes; Clariidae
Gene: pdgfba
Product: putative cyclin-dependent serine/threonine-protein kinase DDB_G0272797/DDB_G0274007
Exons: 7
Coding region: 539-1987 (482 amino acids)
Biological process (GO): positive regulation of ERK1 and ERK2 cascade; positive regulation of protein autophosphorylation; positive regulation of cell migration
Cellular component (GO): membrane
Molecular function (GO): growth factor activity; platelet-derived growth factor receptor binding
Source: RefSeq, a predicted model, not a curated record